Messenger RNA from Nerophis lumbriciformis (worm pipefish), 2316 nucleotides. It is a transcript of the gene tor3a, whose product is annotated as torsin family 3, member A. The record is from RefSeq and is a predicted model, not a curated record. NCBI's taxonomy places the organism in Eukaryota, Metazoa, Chordata, Actinopteri, Syngnathiformes, Syngnathidae. Gene Ontology annotation, cellular component: endoplasmic reticulum lumen; nuclear envelope. Gene Ontology annotation, molecular function: ATP binding; ATP hydrolysis activity.
GGCACCGCGCGCACGCAAAACGGCGCCGCGCACACGCACAAAGGCACCACACGCGCGCAAAAGGGUGUCGCGCGCGCGCACGAAGUGGAGAAUCAGCGCGCGAUAACAGUUUUUAUGCGCUCGGAUUUUUGGCACAAAUGUGACUCCAUAGAUGUCUUUUAUUGCUUUGCUGUCAGGCUAUUGACUCGGUGUGACCGUGAAAUGGGACGAGUUGAAACCGGAAGUCAUUACAGCUUUUUUUUUUCCUGAGUCGGAAAUCCAAUCUCGAUGGGCGUUCCAGUGGAAAUCCGCUCCGUCGAUGUAUUCUUUAGCUACUGAAUAUGCAAAGUAUUAAAUGUAAAUGUAUCAGUCUAUUUCCGGUUUCGAAAUCUGGCACACCCUUACACUGACAUUGACAGAAGUGAUUGCUUAAUGGCGUAUUAGACUCUGCGUCCUGCUCAGGACCACGGUCGACAUCUUCCUCCAAUGGUUAUCCGCUUCAUAUCGCCACUGCUUUUGCUGCUGGCUGGAUCCACGGACGGCCACUUCUUCCAGCUGGACACCCUCUCCAAUGCGUCCACGUACUAUUUUAAUUACAUUUACUGCAACAUAUGGGAGGGGGAGUGUCAGCCCCACCAGGACGAUGCGACCCAGCAAGUUCCCACCAGGGACAUUUGGGCGGCGUUCCCCCAGGACUACAUCAGCCUGGCGUACCACUGGUACUGCAGCCUGGGCCAGUGCUGUGAGUCUGGGGACUGCAGGGUGACCAACAAUAUCACAGGCCUGGCUCGAGACCUUCAGACCAAGCUGCACGGUCAGCACCUGGCCCAGUCUGUGGUUUUGAAAGCCAUCCAGGGUUUCAUCAACAACCCGGAGUCCAACAAGCCCCUGACACUCUCCUUCCAUGGCUGGUCCGGUACCGGAAAGAAUUUUGUCGCCAGAAUGAUUGCAGAUAACCUUUAUCGUGACGGGGUGAAGAGCGAGUGUGUGCGCCUUUUCAUCGCCCCGUUCCACUUCCCACACGCGAGACUGGUGGACAUGUACAAGAGUCAGCUGAGAGAAGCAAUUCGGGACAUGGUUCUCCGAUGUUCCCAGACGCUGUUUAUCUUUGACGAGGCUGAGAAGCUUCACCCAGGCCUCAUCGACGCAAUCAAGCCUUACAUGGACCACUACGACAAUGUAGACGGCGUCAACUACCGGAAGGGCAUAUUCCUCUACCUCAGUAAUAUUGGAGGUGCGACGAUCAACGAUGUUGCCUUGGAUUUUUGGCACUCAGGUCAGAACCGAGAGGACAUCGGGAUGGAAGAUCUAGAACAUCGUCUCCGUGCUGAAACCAUGGAGUCCCAAGGUGGGUUUGCACAGAGUGAGCUAAUGUCGGGCCACCUCAUUGACUUCUUCGUGCCCUUCCUACCUCUGGAGUACCGUCACGUCAAGCUGUGCGCCAAGGACGCUUUCACGGCUCGAGGCCUGGAGACGGACGACGCCACCCUGGACGAAGUGGCCAAGGCCAUGCUUUAUAUUCCAAAAGAGGAGAGACUGUUCUCGGCCCAGGGAUGCAAGUCCAUACCUCAGCGAAUCAACUUCUUUCUGCCCUAGAAGAGAGACCUGGAGGUGUGGCGGUUCACGCUAUUUACAGGUGCAACCCGUCCGUGUCUGUCCAGGUCACAAAGAAGAGAUCAGACAAGAGGACAUUCUAUGUGGGGAGAGCAGAGCGCCAUUUGUUGCAGGGUGUCAAAGACAGGACACCUGGUCCUUUUAAGAUGAAGAAAACAUUGACACGUUUCAAUUUAUACUGUGCAAAAGUCCAGUCAAAGUUGUCAUUUUGACAAAGUAGAACACAAACCUAAUGGUGGGAUCAAACGUUUCCUCAUAUACAUACCUCACCCAACUUUAGUGAGGUGUGUAUUUAUAGUAGGUAUUGACAUUUAUUUAUGUCACUACCUACUAGUUACUAUUUAGAAAUUUACACGUGUGCUUUUUGAAUUGAAGUUGGAGUUGCAGUCAAUGUUAAAUUAUAUUUUGCUUUUUUAAAACUAUACAAAAAAACACUGGAUUGUUGUUGCAAUGCACCCAAAGGGACAUGUUUUUUUUAAUCUCUAAUUAUGAGGUCACUGUGUUUUUAAGUGUGAGAAAAAUUAAGAAAAAAUGUUUCAACCCUACUACGCUAUCAUCCGUUGUUUUCAAUGUGGUCAAAAUAAAUUGACUUUACCUCCCUUACCAUUGUAAAUUGUUUGAAUUGUUAUUUUAAAUGUUAGAUGCAUCAUUUCGGCCACACUUUGUCCUUGUGCCACAUUGGUCUGUUUAAAGCAUGUGAACAUUGACAUUAAACAUCAUAGG